AGUUUCUUUCUGUGCCGUUGGGGGAAGCUGAGGAGGUGGCGAGGCUAGACGGGGCCUGGCCUGGCGGUGCCGUGGCUGGAGAGCGCUUAGUUGAGUUCCUGGAGGGGGGAGAUUGGGGCAGCACUAGGGGCUUAGACCGAGAGAGAAUCUCUCGGCGCCUCCGCCGCCACCACGGCCACGAUGCUCAAUAUGUGGAAGGUCCGGGAGCUGGUGGAUAAGGCCACCAAUGUUGUUAUGAAUUAUUCAGAAAUCGAGUCUAAGGUUCGAGAAGCAACCAAUGAUGAUCCAUGGGGACCUUCAGGGCAGCUCAUGGGAGAGAUUGCCAAGGCUACCUUUAUGUAUGAACAGUUUCCUGAACUCAUGAAUAUGCUUUGGACACGAAUGUUAAAAGAUAACAAAAAGAACUGGAGGAGGGUAUAUAAGUCUCUGCUGCUCCUAUCUUACCUCAUAAGGAAUGGAUCAGAGCGUGUUGUUACAAGUGCCAGAGAACACAUUUAUGAUUUGCGAUCCCUGGAAAAUUACCACUUUGUAGAUGAGAAUGGCAAAGACCAAGGUAUAAAUAUUCGUCAGAAGGUGAAAGAAAUGGUAGAAUUUGCCCAGGAUGAUGAUAGGCUUCGUGAAGAAAGAAAAAAGGCAAAGAAAAACAAAGAUAAAUAUAUUGGGGUUUCUUCCGACAGUGUUGGAGGAUUCAGAUAUAGUGAAAGAUAUGAUGCUGAGCCUAAGUCAAAGUGGGAUGAAGAAUGGGAUAAAAGCAAAACUGGGUUUCCCUUCAGUGAUAAACUAGGUGAGCUGAGUGACAAGAUUGGAAGCACAAUUGAUGACACCAUCAGCAAGUUCCGAAGGAAAGACCGAGAGGAUUCUCCUGAAAGAUGCAGUGAUAGCGAUGAGGAAAAGAAAUCUAGAAGAGGUAAAUCCCCAAAAGGUGAAUUUAAAGACGAAGAGGAGACAGUGACGACAAAACACAUUCAUAUUACACAAGCUACAGAGACCACCACCACCAGACACAAACGCACAGCAAAUCCUUCCAAAACCAUUGACCUGGGAGCAGCUGCUCAUUACACAGGAGACAAAGCAAGUCCAGACCAAAAUUCUGCAGCUCAUACACCACAGUCUACAGCAAAGGUUCCAGGCAGCAGAUCAUCUAAUGACCUGGUUGAUCUUUUGUUUGAUGGUGCAGAUCAGUCAGUCUCAACAGGUGGAUCCACUGACCCCUUUGGAGGGUUUGCUGACUUCAGUUCUGAAAGUUGUCCCCCUUCACAAGGUACAGCUCCAAGUGGGAAUGGAGAGUUUGGUGACUGGAGUGCCUUCAACCAAGCCCCUUCCACUGGAGAGCUCUUCAGUGGCCCUGCUCAGCCAGCUGUUGAGCUCUUCAGUGGCCCUGCUCAGCCGAGUGUUGGCCAGCCUCCAGUAGCUUCAAAUUCUGCUGACCUCUUUGAUUUGAUGGGUUCCUCCCAAGCCACCAUGACCUCCUCCCAAAGCAUGAAUUUCUCUAUGAUGGGUUCCAAUACUGUCAGCCUGAAUCUACCCAUGUCAAGGUCACAGCCUUUGCAAAAUGUUAACCCGAUGAUACAGAAGCCUAACCCACUUUAUAAUCUGGGCACAGAGAUGGUCCAGAAAAAUGCAAGCAAGACUCUGCCAUCCACCUGGUCAGACCCUAGUGUAAAUAUCAGUUUGGACAAUUUAGUUCCUGGUAUGCAACCUUCUAAGCCCCAACAACCCUCACUGAAUACAAUGAUUCAGCAACAAAAUAUGCAACAGCCUAUGAAUGUGAUGAAUCAAAGUUUUGCAGCCUUGAGCCUCAACUCGCCACCCAGCAUGAUGCCUGUUCGAGGGCCUGUUCCCAUGGGAAUGCCUACUGCGAUGACUGGCACAAUGGGCAUGGCUUCCAUAGGAGGCACACCUAUGAUGGGAAUGAAUGUGAACAUGACAAUGCCUGCUUCUGGAAUGGGUUUGCCAGGUGCAAUGGGUGUGGGUGUUCCUAAUAUAGCUAUGGCAUCUGCCAUGACUCCUGGAACUGUGCAACCUAAGCAAGAUGCCUUUGCAAAUUUUGCCAAUUUUAGCAAAUAGAUUGUAAACCAAUCAGUCAGAGAGAAUGAAGGAUUUUAGCUGCACAAAUAAAGCUGGGAUAAGGGUGGAAAAUGCUGAUCAAUUUUUUUCCCCUUUUUGCUUUUAUCACUUACUUUCAAGGAGGCCACAUAAAGAACCCAAAGGUUGUUUUGUAAACUCUGAAACUAGUAUUGUUCAGGUUUUGGUGAGCUUCAAGGUUCUUCCAGUGAAAUGAGUCAAAUAGCUGAUAUUUGUAAUGACUAAACCUUGCUAUUGUGACUAGACAAUUAAAAGCCUUUCUAGAGGCAGAACCAGUUUUAACUUUGAAAGUUGUGUAAAGUCUGGGAUUUAGAGGGCUGGGUAAAUCUGUGUGAAUCUAAUUUUAUACUUGCUUUCUUUUUUCCCUCUUGAAAUCUGUUUAUCGUAAUUGGAUCCAUUCCUUUUCCUACCACUGAGUCAAAUUUGAAGUCAAAGUAUGCUGAUCAAUUUUUAUAAGAAUAUCUAUUUUUGUCCAAAAAUGGCUUACAUAUGUGAUUAUGGCUAAUUCAAAGGGACCUGGAAUGUAUAUAUACUUUUGCUACUCUUCCAGCAAGACUGCUAUACUAUCCAAAUUUUUAUUAUAGACUUCUUUAAGCAAUUUGCAUAUGGGUAAGGAUUGUGAAGAGUUUCCUGCUUCUUUCUCCUGUCAUAUCCAAUGCAGAACUGGUAGAAGCUUCAUCCAGAGCUGCUAUAUGGUUUCUGUUCAGAGAACUCAACAGAAAAAAAAUUAUAUAUAUAUAUAUAUAUGGUUGGGAUUUGUUUGGGGUGUUCCUUUUCUGCAGUCCUACUUCAUUGAUAACUGGCAUAAUUCAGAUCACUCUUUGGGCCACUGUUACACCUCUGACAGGCAAAAGACAAAAAUCGUUAUUUUUUUCCUUGAAACUUCACAAAGAAGAAGCAACUGCAUCUUUUAAGUUAACAGUAAACACCUCUAAACCUCUUGUUAAUACUACAGCAUUGGAUUUUAGAUUUAUACACUUGGUGAAUACGUUUCUCUUAUGUAAAUAUGGCCUUAGCAA
Molecule: messenger RNA, 3104 nt
Organism: Gekko japonicus
Lineage: Eukaryota; Metazoa; Chordata; Lepidosauria; Squamata; Gekkonidae
Gene: CLINT1
Product: clathrin interactor 1
Exons: 12
Coding region: 181-2067 (628 amino acids)
Biological process (GO): endocytosis
Cellular component (GO): clathrin vesicle coat; endosome; plasma membrane
Molecular function (GO): clathrin binding; phospholipid binding
Source: RefSeq, a predicted model, not a curated record